AAAUCCAACAAGCCUCCCUUCCCAAACAAGUUCUAGAUAUACCUAGUUCGGUUCGCAACUCUUCGAUCAUGGCAAUGGCGGUGCGGAAUCUGCGACCGGGCUACGUGUUCAGACCCAAGGCCCUCGAGCUCGUCGAACACUUCCUCGUCCCCAAGGCGCUCGGCCGCGACGUCCUCCCCGGCUUCGUCGCGGAGGGCGUGGACGUCUUCUCCGCGAGCCCCGACGCGCUGCUCCCCUUCAGCAGCAACCACAGGAAGGGGCACGGGGAGGUCUGGGGCUACUUCUUCGCGCCCCAGCCCGCCGGCGAGGGGGCCGUGGCGGCGCCGGGCGGGUGCUGGCUCCCGUACGGCCCCGUGAAGGCGUACCGCGGCGGGGACGGGGAGGCGGUCGCCUUCCGCCAGAGGUUCGCGUACCACAUGGUCCGCCUCACCAUGCGGGAGGUCUGCGGCGGCGGCAGGGGGGCGUGGGCGCAGACGUUGUGGCUGAUGACGGAGUACCGGCUCAACAAGGGUGCCGCCGCCUUCCGCAACGCGCAGCCGGGCGACCACAAGGUGAACAUGGAUUGCGUGGUCCGCAAGGUCUUCACCAAGUCCGAGGUCGCUCCGCCGCAGCCACUGCCGUCGCCUGCCCGCUCCAGCGACGAGGAGAGCACGUGCUCCAACUACGCCAGCGCGGACGAGGAAGCCGGCUACUCCGGCCAGGAGCAGGCGCGGAAGCGCGCUCGAUUUAGGUGAGACUUGAGACGACUGAGACGAGCGCACGGAUCCGUGAUCGGCGGAUUCGGUUCGUGUCUCGCUGUAAUUUUUCGAAAGCGCAAUUAGUCGCAGAAACUAGUAGGAAUUUUUCUCGCUCAACUUUUUCUGCAGGCCGUGUUUCUGAGAAAGAAAGAAACACAUCCCGAAUUUUCAGCUGUUUGAUCCAUGAUCAGUUCAUGCACAAAUUUCAUCUCCCGACAGCAAAGAGCAAUGCAGUAACCCGGAUUUUCCUUC
Messenger RNA from Brachypodium distachyon (stiff brome), 989 nucleotides. Its product is annotated as NAC domain-containing protein 67. Bases 69 to 734 code for a protein of 221 amino acids. The transcript has a single exon. The record is from RefSeq and is a predicted model, not a curated record. Gene Ontology annotation, biological process: regulation of DNA-templated transcription. Lineage: Eukaryota; Viridiplantae; Streptophyta; Magnoliopsida; Poales; Poaceae. Gene Ontology annotation, molecular function: DNA binding.